CUCGUGGCGACUCUAAUAAUACGUUGGAGUUGCAUCUCCUCAACUUCUUCAACGUUCAGCUUUAUUUGGCUUUGUUCAACUCCCUGAUAUUUGAAAUUUGGCCUCGUGUGCCGUAUAUUGUGAUUUGAGAUGUUGAAUUAGCAUCGUUAGUUUAUCGUCUCUGUUGUUCUGACCCCGCCACACAGCUACAUCAUGUCGCACAAGACAAUCUCUCCGCGCCCAGUGCGUUUGGCCUCGGCUUGGGCGCAGUCCGUGGCGAUCCCACGACAUGGCAUGUGGGUUCGAAGAGUCGCUUCGGUUGCGGCAAAUGGCACUUCAACCCUGCCGCCCUUGGACGAAUCUCCUCCCCCAGUGCCAGCAUCAUUAAGGCCGAGCCCUCGGCGGAAGCUGCUCCGGGAUGCCAAGCCCUUUUCGGACUUCCUCACGGACACCUUCCACCGGCAGCACGACUACCUGCGUAUCUCGCUCACGGAGAAAUGCAAUUUGCGCUGCAUAUACUGUAUGCCUGAGGAAGGGGUGCCGCAGUCGCCCCACAGAGAGCUGCUGACCACUCCCGAGAUCAUUAUGUUGUCGUCCAUAUUUGUAUCACAGGGGGUCAACAAGAUCCGGCUCACGGGUGGCGAGCCGACUGUGCGGAGAGACAUCCUACCUUUGAUGCAGCAAAUAGGGGCACUCAGACCCUAUGGCCUGCGGGAGCUGUGCCUUACCACCAACGGUCUGGCGCUCCAUCGAAAGCUUGAAGGCAUGGUCGAGGCAGGUUUGACCGGCGUCAACCUCAGCCUCGACACCCUAGAUCCAUGGCAAUUCCAGAUCAUGACGCGCCGGAAAGGCUUCGACGCGGUCAUGAAGAGCAUCGAUACCAUCUUUGAGCUCAACCGCCAUGGCGCCGGCAUAAAGCUCAAGAUCAACGCCGUGGUCAUGCGAGGAAUUAAUGAUCGAGAGAUUAUCCCUUUUGUCGAAAUGACCCGCGAGAAGAAUAUCGAGGUAAGAUUCAUCGAGUACAUGCCCUUUGAUGGCAACAAAUGGAACGAGGGCAAGAUGCUCAGCUAUUCUGAGAUGCUGGACGUGAUCCGCGACAAGUAUCCCAGUUUGGAGAAAGUGCGAGACCACGAGAACGACACAAGCAAGACGUGGAAAAUCACCGGGUUCGUGGGCAAAAUAGGCUUUAUCACCAGUAUGACCCACAACUUUUGCGGGACUUGUAACCGCUUGCGCAUCACAAGCGAUGGAAAUCUCAAAGUCUGCCUAUUUGGUAAUACCGAGGUGUCUUUGCGGGAUAUUCUGAGGAAGUCGAACAAUGACGAGCCCAUUGAGGAGGCGGCAUUUGAGGCCAUGAAGAAGAUCGAGAUGGACCGACGGCAAGGCUUGGCCGAUGCCAGCAAACCUCUCGGUCUGGCUCCAAAUGAGCAGGAACUGCUGGAUGUGAUCGGCAUGGCCGUGAAGCGGAAGAAAGAGAAGCAUGCGGGUAUAGGCGAGCUGGAGCACAUGAAGAAUAGACCGAUGAUUCUAAUAGAUUCAGGGGGCCAAGUGCCAAGUAUGGCAUCAAUGCCGAACUCGUGGAGGACAAUAAGAUACACAUCUACAGCAACGUCACUAGUUAGAGCAGUGCCUAUGCAUCUCUUGUCGCAAGGCCUAGACAUCAACCGGCAAAUACGACUAUUCUCGAGCUCUCAUCACCAUUGCAAGGACGACACCGGCGCGAGGCUGACCCACGUUUCUGAUUCCGGGUCAGCACACAUGGUUUCGAUAUCAGACAAAACGCCCACGAAGAGAACCGCGAAGGCGGUUUGCAGCGUCAAGUUCUCCGAUGAAACGGCGUUCAGACUGAUCAGCGAGAACCAAAUGAAGAAGGGGGACGUUCUGGGCGUCGCCCGCGUGGCUGGUAUCAUGGCUGCGAAGAGGACUUCAGACCUCAUCCCACUGUGUCAUCCAAUUUCCAUCUCCAAGGUUACCGUGGACCUCGCCGCCGCAAGCCCACAACCUGCGAAGCCAGGGGGUCCUGUAUCCGAUGCUCGAGGAAAUUAUCGGGUAGACAUCGAAGCCACGGUUUCAUGUGAAGGCAAAACUGGUGUCGAGAUGGAAGCACUCACUGCAGCUUCGACGGCAGCCCUUACGGUCUACGAUAUGUGCAAGGCAGUUGACAAGGGCAUGGUCGUGGAAGGACUUCGAGUCGUCUUGAAAGAGGGAGGCAAGUCUGGGACAUGGGUUGAAGGUAUAAAUGAGAAUCUGCCUCAACCGUGAUCUGACUUAGCUGUCUAUGCGACUAUAAUGCAUCUCAUUCACAUGUUACACACUCAACAAUCUCCAACCUUCACAUGACUUCGCCUUGUACAGCCGUUGUUCGAUCAGUAUGCAUGUCCAAAUACUAGCCCACCACUCCCGGCACGUUCAUAGUGCCAAGACAUAUUCAUGCUCCAAAGAGGC
Pseudomassariella vexata is the source of this 2424-nucleotide messenger RNA. RefSeq lists its product as uncharacterized. NCBI's taxonomy places the organism in Eukaryota, Fungi, Ascomycota, Sordariomycetes, Amphisphaeriales, Pseudomassariaceae. The transcript is spliced from 2 exons. The record is from RefSeq and is a predicted model, not a curated record. Gene Ontology annotation, molecular function: metal ion binding; cyclic pyranopterin monophosphate synthase activity; 4 iron, 4 sulfur cluster binding. Gene Ontology annotation, biological process: Mo-molybdopterin cofactor biosynthetic process. The coding region runs from base 193 to 2241 and encodes 682 amino acids.